Molecule: messenger RNA, 2441 nt
Organism: Brassica rapa (field mustard)
Lineage: Eukaryota; Viridiplantae; Streptophyta; Magnoliopsida; Brassicales; Brassicaceae
Gene: MYB111
Product: transcription factor MYB111
Source: RefSeq, a predicted model, not a curated record
UCAUUAGUUUUAAUUUUUCACAGUUAUGUAUUGAGUUUUUUUCUAAAGUAAUUAUUUGUGAGUUGACGAGAAAAAUGAAAAUGGAAUGUUUAAAGCACAACUCAAAUGAACUAUUCGAUUAAACUAUAUGCAUAUAGUAUAUGAUUUUAAAAGUUUUCCACUGACAUCUCUUUUGUUUUCUGUGUCACGGAAGAAUCAUAAGUUUUAUCGUUUGUUUCCAGAAGUCUGUAAGCUGAGCUGCUAAAGAAAGAACCAAUGGAAGAAGAAAAAGAUCGGCAAAUAUAGGAACACGUACGUACGAUUAACACCAAACUGAAAAAGUAUAAGCAGUACAUAUGGACCAAAAGCUCAAGAAAGUCGUUGGAAUUCACCUACUUUCUGGAUGGUACAAGAAUUAACAGAUCCAUAUGUAACCAUUAUUCAACAGUUAAAGCAACAAACAAUUAUGGCCUACCACAAAUCAAUACAUGCCCACUCAUGAAUAUGGUCCAAGAUCUUCCACAUAAACGUCUUCAUAUUAACAUAGCCAUUCUCGCCGACUCUACUAGCCAUAGACGUGUUUGUUCCAUUGACUCUUGUUCAAAUUUUAUACGGUAUUGCACUAAUGUUGUUUGUCCUCCUACCAAUUUCUUAUUUGGAUCCCUAUACAUAAAACGGUUUUAUAUUUGUACACACUGAUUUAUUAUACUCCAUGAACAGUAUUUAACUUAAACAAAUGAAGUAAGACCUCUUGUAGAGAUUUGUACUUAGCGCUUCAAGACACAUUCAUUAAAUGCAUAUACAAGUAGGUGUAUUCAUACAGCUACAUUACAUGUACAUGUAUAUGCAAGUACGUAUGUAGGUAUAAAUAUCUUGUAAGCACGGAAAAGGGUAGAAAGAGGGACCAAAGGUUAGAAGAAGAGGUACGUGGUGCGAUAGUUUUGAUGAUGUACACAUUACAUAACUUUUAAUUCCACCGCAACGUGGUUCAUUCCUUCACCGAUCCUACGUCGUUUUCAAACCUUAACUCUCUCUUUCCAUUUGUCUACUCUCUAUAUUAAUCACCUGGGGUUUCUCCCAUUCACUCACUCACCUUCUCUCACUCAAGGGUCCAAAAAGUGUUUUUCUCUUUUGUGUUCUUCUCUUUUCUCUUUUUUGAGAGAAGAGAUGGGAAGGGCUCCUUGUUGUGAGAAGAUAGGACUCAAGAGAGGGAGAUGGACUGCCGAGGAAGAUGAGAUCCUCACUAACUAUAUCCAAACCAAUGGUGAAGGUUCUUGGCGGUCUUUGCCUAAGAAAGCUGGAUUGUUGAGAUGUGGAAAGAGCUGUAGACUAAGGUGGAUAAACUAUUUGAGAAGGGACUUGAAAAGAGGAAAUAUUACAGCCGAGGAAGAAGAAACCAUCGUCAAGUUGCAUUCCCUUCUCGGCAACAGAUGGUCGCAUAUUGCAACACAUCUACCAGGAAGAACCGACAACGAAAUUAAAAACUAUUGGAAUUCACAUCUCAGCCGCAAAAUCUACGCCUUCACUACCGUCACCGGGGAUGAGCACAGUCUAAAGGUUGACGAUUUAGUCCUGAAUAAAUCUUCUUCUUCUUCCUUGGGUGCCAAGAACACGAACAAGACCAAGAAGAAGAAAGGAAGAACUAGUAGGUCAUCCAUGAAGAAACACAAGCAAAUGGUGACGGCCUCACAAUGUCUCCCACAACCUAAAGAGCUAGAGAGUGAGAUCAGUGAGGGAUGGAACAGCGGGAACUACGAAGGAAAGUCGUUGGGAGCGUAUGAAUGGUUGGAUGGUGAGAUAGAGCGGCUCAUGAGUAGUUUCGUCUGGGAAUGUGCUAGUGAAGAGGCUGUGAUUAGCAUGAAUGAUGAUGACCCUGAUCAGAACAAGGUGUGUGAGAGCGGGGACAAUAUUAGUUGUUGUGUGGAUUUGUUUGAGGAAGAACAGGGAAAGCUUGGUAGCCUACACGUUGAUCAAGACAUGAAUAUUGAAAAAGAAAGAGAAGAGAGUAUUUUGAGUUCGAAUUCAAAUGAAAGUGGUGAUAAAGACUGGUGGGUUGGUCUAUGUGAUUCUUCAGAAGUUGGAUUUGGGAUUAAUGAUGAGUUGCUUGGUUGGGAGUUUCAAGGUGGUUUGACUUGUCAAACUGAUGAUCUCUGGGAUCUCUCAGAUUUUGGAGAAAUACAGCAAGUGGAUAGCAUAUGAGACUGUGUAUAACCCGAAAAAACAUCGAUCUUUUUAUUGUAAAGUCUAGUGUUUUGUUUGGUUAUAGUGGGUCUUGAGGUUGUGUAUUAGCUGUUCGAAUGUGUUACGGGAGUUAAUUAGGAUAUAUAGCCUCUAGUUUAGACCAGUUUGAAGCACAUUAUGUUUGUUUUGUCGUGACUAUUAUCGUUGUUGUUUGUAGUGUUUGGUUUGUUUGUUGUUAGAGCAUGUUCAUUGCAAUAACCCCUAAGUGGGCUCUUAACCAA